Teleopsis dalmanni is the source of this 1675-nucleotide messenger RNA. Its product is annotated as gustatory and odorant receptor 63a-like. The transcript is spliced from 7 exons. The record is from RefSeq and is a predicted model, not a curated record. NCBI's taxonomy places the organism in Eukaryota, Metazoa, Arthropoda, Insecta, Diptera, Diopsidae. The coding region runs from base 230 to 1675 and encodes 481 amino acids. Gene Ontology annotation, cellular component: axon; neuronal cell body; membrane. Gene Ontology annotation, molecular function: sweet taste receptor activity. Gene Ontology annotation, biological process: sensory perception of taste.
UGAAAUCAAUAAUUUUUAGUUUUCAAUACUCGUCAUUAGUCAGCGUGGAAAUUUGGUAAGCAAAUAAUAGUAGAAUUAAAAAUUCUAAAAGUCAACAAAUUGAAUUCUUAAAUACUUUGGUUAACGCCCGACGAAGUUACCUUGAAACUGAAGUUAAUGAUAUCGUUCAGUUCAAUUUGGAUUAUCAUUGUGAGCAGUUCUUAGCAGUUCCAGGAGACGCAAAUCAAAAAUGUUAAAUAAUUAUAAUAAUUACAAUCGAAAGAAGAAGGCUGAGGCAUUAUUUUUGAAUGUUAAACCUGUAAACACCACAGCAGUACGAAAAUAUAGUAAUGCGUUACUGGACCGCAUGGAUAGUGGAUUUGAAGGUAUCGAAAGUCGACGUGGCACUCGACACUCAAUAUCGACUAUUAGUUCAAUGAAUCCACAAUUCACACCAAGCGUUUUCUAUCGUAAUAUUGCACCUGCUCAAUGGUUUUUACGUAUGAUAGGUGUUAUGCCUAUAACAAGGUCAAGACCAGGACAUAAUCAAUUUUUAAUAGCCUCGCUGUCGUUCGGUUAUUCGAUAAUAUUUUUUAUAUUCUUGACGGUUUAUGUGGUAUUUGUUGCAAAUAAUCGAAUUAAUAUUGUAACCUCACUGACGGGUCCAUUUGAGGAAGCUGUUAUUGCCUACUUAUUUUUGGUGAAUAUUUUACCCAUUUUUCUUGUGCCGAUUAUGUGGUGGGAAGCAAAAAAGAUAGCUACUUUGCUUAAUGAUUGGGAUGAUUUUGAGAUACUUUAUUAUCAAAUAUCUGGACAUAGUGUACCACUUAAUUUGAGACGUAAGGCCAUAAUGAUAACUAUUGCACUACCAAUUUUAUCGGUACUUUCAGUGGUUAUUACACACAUAACAAUGGCAGAUUUUGAAUUGGUACAGGUAAUACCUUAUUGUAUUCUGGAUAACUUAACUGCCAUGCUAGGAGCUUGGUGGUAUAUAGUAUGUAAAGCUCUCAGUACUACAGCCAACAUCUUAGCAGAACGUUUUCAAAAGGCACUUCGCCAUAUUGGACCCGCAGCUAUGGUAGCAGAUUAUCGUGCUUUGUGGUUGCGUUUAAGUAAACUAACACGUGAUACCGGAAAUGCCACUUGUUAUACAUUCACUUUCCUCAAUCUUUAUUUAUUUUUCAUAAUUACUCUUUCGAUUUAUGGUCUUAUGUCACAGCUUUCCGAAGGUUUCGGUAUUAAGGAUAUUGGUUUAGCAAUUACCACUAUUUGGAACGUUUGCUUGUUAUUCUAUAUAUGCGAUGAGGCCCAUUAUGCUUCGUUUAAUGUACGCACUAACUUCCAAAAGAAGUUGCUUAUGGUCAAGUUGAACUGGAUGAACUCGGAUGCACAAACUGAAAUUAACAUGUUCCUUCGUGCUACCGAAAUGAAUCCUUCAAAUAUUAAUUGUGGUGGAUUCUUUGAUGUUAAUCGGAAUUUAUUCAAAGGGCUCCUUACAACAAUGGUCACAUACUUGGUUGUAUUGUUACAGUUCCAGAUAAGUAUUCCAACUGAUAACAGAGUUCAUAAUAUGAAUAAUACUAUGUCCGAUAUAAUGAGCAAUAUGGCUAUGGAGGAAAGCGCUGAAAAUGAUAUGACAACCAUUAUGGCUACGACUACUACAACUAUGAUGGCUGUUAAAGCGAGGAAGGGUUAA